Sordaria macrospora k-hell is the source of this 5673-nucleotide messenger RNA. RefSeq lists its product as uncharacterized. Gene Ontology annotation, cellular component: intracellular membrane-bounded organelle. Gene Ontology annotation, molecular function: D-type glycerophospholipase activity; phosphatidylinositol binding. The record is from RefSeq and is a predicted model, not a curated record. Lineage: Eukaryota; Fungi; Ascomycota; Sordariomycetes; Sordariales; Sordariaceae. Gene Ontology annotation, biological process: phospholipid catabolic process.
AUGGCCGACCCGAACCGAUCCAGCUCGACCAGUCUGCCUGUGCCAACACAUUUGCGCAAAGAGAGUGUUCUGCAAUCAGGGACCCUUGAGGAACUACCCACAAUUACCCAGGCCCAGGUGUUUGGCGUUCCAUCACCAAUCGGCUCUGACCAGUUCGACUUCGCAACCAAGGCGAGCUCUCCGAGGACACCGAGAGCGAAUGACAGCCCGUCCGCCUCCGACUACCUGAACGGAGGUCAACCACACCCCGACGGUAUCUCCUCCGGACCGGAGCAAGGCCCGCCCGCCUGGUUGCCGCUUCAAGAUGUCAACGCAACCACCAAUCGCUCCUCCGUCCCCUCAACCCUUCCUACAGCUGGCACAGGUCCUUCCGACGUACCCUACUCCGAACGUAGCGUACAGUUCGCCAACAACGAUAUCGUCCUCGAACCCCCACCCGUCAUACACCACGAGCGCCAUGGCUCAUGGGAUCACAAAGAUACCAUGAACAGGAUUCGAGGGUCCAGUUUCAUGACCAAGUUGAAGGAGCUCGCCGGCCCCAGCACCUCCCAGACUUUCAAGUCUCCAAGCUACCCGCCCGAGAUUAACUCUACAGCUAGCUCUCCAACCGUGUCACGCCACCGUCAUCCCCGAUCAGUCGACGACCGUAGCGACGAAGAUGCCGACGCAGAGGAGACCGCCGAUGAGAGGGUAGGGGAGUCACAGAUUCGACAAAAGAAAAAGAGACGGAUUAGGCGACCAAAGUUCGAAUCCUUCUCGACUCCCAACACACCUCGAAUCGAGCAAGAGCCGACCACGCCCGGUGGACAUGCCCGCUUCGGGUUUAUACGUCGCUCUACGUUAUCAGAUAUCGGGGAUCGUGGAGGCCUUUCCGAGGGCGAAGGCAGGGACCAAAUCGCCAGACAGCGCAUCAACAGAAGGACGAAUCUAUGGAUGUCGAAUCGGCCAGAUGGUGAGGGUGACGAGCUUGAAUCUCCCCGUAGGAUCGGGCAGCAUCUUCGCCGCUUCUCCAAUCUCGGCGGUGGGGCUUCUGACGGUGAUGCCACCCCGAGGAGGCCCUUUUUCGGCACAGACAGGGCUGCAACUUUUGGUGCUCAAAAAUGGCGUCAAGUCAAGAGUACUUUGCGCCUGUUACGACAGAAGAGGGAUGACCAAUACGACUAUUUCAAGUCUGCUGAGCUCAUGGCCGAGCUUACCGCAGUUACACCGGCUGUCUUGAUGUUCGCCAGUAUGAUCCAGCGUGACGAACAUGGAAAUAAGAGAAUCCCCGUCCUUCUCGAACAGCUGAGACUCCGGAUCAAGGACAGUGCGCCUCUUCCAGGCAAGGAUAGCGAGAGACAUGUCCUGUUCACCAUCGAACUCGAGUACGGUAGCGGCCCCAGUCAGAUGAAGUGGACCGUCAAGCGUCACAUAAAGGAGAUCAUGAACCUCCACUUCAAAUACAAGAUCAACCCCCCUAAAGACAAGCUUACACUACACCGCUUGCCAGAGGGUAGUACUAGGCCCAAACAGCCGAAUUUCCCUAUUUCCGCUUUCCCUUACUUACGCGCAGUAAGAGGCUUAGAGGACGACGAGGAACAGGAACCACAAGAACCACUCGAGCCCCCUCGCAUACUCGAAGAUCCCGCUGGUGAGGCGACUGCCGGGGAAACGGCUGUUGAGGGCACCGAUGUCGAAGAAAAUGGCAGGCCGCAGGUACGGAAAAAGAAGUCUCGCAUGGGUGCUUUUGGUGGGCGCCGCAAGAACUCGGCCAUGGGUUCCAAGGGUGAUCUCAAUCAGAUGGCUCUUGACGCCGUCACCAAGAAGAGAAAGUACAUCGAGCAGCAGCAGAGGAUUCUGGAAAAGUAUUUGCAAGAGAUGGUCCGUUGGCUCAUGUUCCGGGCAGACAGCAACCGACUCUGCCGAUUCUUGGAGCUUUCUGCUCUUGGAGUCCGCCUUGCUGCCGAGGGAAGCUACCACGGCAAGGAGUGUUACCUCCACAUUCAGUCCUCCAAGGGACUCGAUUUCCGGAGGGUCCUGACACCGGGCAAGGUUAUCGCUAGGCACAGCAAGAAGUGGUUCCUUGUUCGCCAGAGUUAUAUCGUUUGCGUUGAGUCCCCGGAGAACAUGAACAUUUACGACGUUUAUCUUGUCGACCCCAAGUUCAAGAUUGUUUCUAAGAAGGACAAGAACAAGUACCUCAACGCCAACGCCAACGAGGGCGAGGAGGAUCUCGAGAACUUUGACCUAACCACGGCGGCUAAGAAGAAGUCCAAGUCCUCCAACCACCACACCCUCAAGAUCAUGACGUCCGAGAGGAAGAUCAAGCUGUUCUCCCCCAGCCAGCAUCUCAUACAGCAGUUCGAGGAGUCCAUUCUGGAGAUGCUCAAGAGUACGCCAUGGCAUCAACGGAAUCGAUUCGGAAGCUAUGCACCUGUUCGUACGGGCGUAUUCGCCCAAUGGCUGGUCGACGGUCGGGACUACAUGUGGAAUGUCUCAAGAGCUAUCAGUAUGGCCAAGGACGUCAUCUACAUUCACGACUGGUGGCUGAGUCCGGAGUUGUACAUGAGGCGACCCGCUUGCAUCAGUCAAAAAUGGCGUCUCGAUCGUCUACUCCAGAGAAAGGCCCAGGAAGGCGUCAAGAUUUUCGUCAUUGUCUACCGAAACGUCGAGGCCGCAGUUCCAAUUGACUCGGAGUACACCAAGUUUUCCCUACUGAACCUGCACCCUAACAUCUUUGUUCAAAGAUCACCUAAUCAGUUCAAGAAGAACCAGUUCUUCUUCGCUCACCACGAAAAGCUGGUCAUUGUCGACCACGAUAUUGCAUUCGUCGGCGGUAUAGAUCUGUGUUUCGGUCGUUGGGACACACCGCAGCAUCCUGUGACUGAUGACAAGCCCACCGGAUUCGAGCCUGAUUCGUACAAUCUGCCCAAGGACGCAGAGCAUUGCCAAAUGUUCCCUGGAAAGGACUACUCGAACCCUCGUGUCCAGGACUUUGUCAGGCUCCAUGAGCCAUACGAGGAGAUGUACGACAGGUCUAAGGUUCCCAGAAUGCCGUGGCAUGAUAUCGCCAUGCAGGUUGUUGGCCAGCCAGCCAGAGAUCUCACCCGCCAUUUCGUUCAGAGAUGGAAUUAUGUGAGACGCGGCCGGAAGCCCACGAGACCUACACCGUUCUUGCUGCCACCUCCUGACUGCAGCAGGGAGGAACUCGAGGCCGCAGGCUUGAAUGGAACCUGCGAGGUACAAAUGCUCCGUUCAGCAUCGACGUGGUCGAUCGGUAUCGAUGAGACCGAACACAGUAUCCAGUCCGCCUACGUCAAGAUGAUUGAGGAGUCUGAUCACUUUGUCUACAUGGAGAACCAGUUCUUUGUGACCAGCACAGAGACGCUGAACGUGAAAAUCGUCAACCGCAUCGGUGAUGCUCUGGUUGAGCGUGCUAUGCGUGCGCACGAAAAGGGCGAGGACUGGCGCGCAGUCAUUAUCAUCCCACUGAUGCCCGGUUUCCAAAACGAGGUCAAUGACCAGGAUGGAACCAGUGUUCGUUUGAUUCUCCAAUGCCAGUACCGGAGUAUCUGCCGCGGAGAACACUCCAUCUUUGGCCGUCUUAAGGCUGCCGGCAUCAACCCGGAGGACUACAUCCAGUUCUUCAGCCUGCGUCAAUGGGGUAAACUUAAGAACAACACCCUGACGACCGAACAACUUUACAUUCACGCCAAGUGUAUUAUUGUCGAUGACCGCAUCGCCUUGAUCGGAUCGGCCAACAUCAAUGAGCGGUCUAUGCUUGGAAACCGUGAUUCGGAAUGUGCGGCUGUUGUUCGUGACACCGACAUGAUCUGGUCCACAAUGGGUGGGAAGCCUUACCAGGUUGGUCGUUUCGCUCACACUUUGCGUCUCCGACUGAUGAGGGAACACUUGGGCUUGGAUACCGAUGAGAUUCAAGAGGAAGAACGCCAGGCAGAGCUAGAUGAAGCCGAGGCAAGGGCUGAAAUGGAACAACGCACGGAACACCACAUGGAGCAUCCGAACUUGGAAUAUGGCGAAUUCCAUGACGACUCAGAAGACUCUAUGAUCCCCGAGAGCUCGUCCAGGAGACGCAGGUCAUCACAUAUGUCGUCUCAUAUUCCACCCAGCACGCCGCCGCCACCGCAACUCCCUCGUCAUAGAGCGCAUAGUUUCAAUCAUGACGUUGAGAUGCAGGAACUCCCAAGGCCAGACUCCAAGGGCAAAUCUGUUGCCGGUAGAGACAGCCAUGGGCAUGGGCAUGGGCAUGCCGGCGAGAGGCACAGACGGGAAGUGGAAGGACAUGGUCCUGAUCAUUGGAAGGCUGCUCAAAUGCAAGGUAUCGACGAGGGCAGAGACUCAGUCGUGGUGAAUGGCCGCGAAGUGCUGGUCCACGAUAUCGCUGCAGAGGGCAGAGGCACUCUGGACAGCCCGCAUGAACCCCACGAGCUUCGCACCCGACUUCACGAUGCUGCAUCUCCUUCUGAAAGCAUCGGCAACGAGUACAUGCCGCCGAUGCCGCCGUUUAACAGACGGACUACGGAGCAGCUUGGCCUCCCUAGAGCCAAUCAGUUGCCUGUAUUGCCUGUUGUGGACGAUACCGAUAUUGGUGGACCGCCUGUCCAGAUCACAGCAAAUGGCACUCUAUCUCACAGCCAGAUGGCCAUGAACAUUGAGCUCGCCAACAUUGACAAGGACUGCAUGCGGGACCCUCUCAAUCCAGUCUUCUACGAUGAUGUUUGGUCUCGUGUCGCUGAGAAUAACACCAAGAUCUACCGCCGCGUCUUCCACACCAUGCCAGAUUCUGCAGUAACAAACUGGGCCGAGUACAAGGAGUUCAAGGCUAACGAGCGGGAGUUCAAGAAGCAGUUCGAGGGUGGCAAGACGAGUGAGGAAGUCAAUGAGAAGAACGCAGUAGCUUCCGGGCAUGGACAGACCAGCGCUGGGGCCGGUAUUGCCGCACCUGGUCCGGCUCAACUCAGCAAGAGCUUGACAGAGAAGCUGGUCACCCCUGUCUCUAAGCUUAGCGGCGGUGGUGACAAGGGCGCUCGGGAACGCACUGGCUCAAAUACGACGAUGGACGAGAAAGACCACGCCCGCAAGGCCCAGACCUUCCCACUCGAUGCCGAAAAGACCGCGAUGUUGGCGGCGUCGCAGAAUAACGGCGAACGCCCGCCCACAGCAACACCCAAAGACGGCGCUGAUUCAAACCAACAUAACGACAACUGGGGAUCUGGAAUCUUCCUAAGCGCCAACAACGCCACCACCAAUAACAAGGAGCGACACGCCACCUUCUCCAACAAUAACCAAGAUUUUAACCACCCUCCCCCAACCUCAGCUAGCGGUAACUCCACCACCACCAUGGCCGACAACACCAACAACGCAACCCCCAACAGCGCCGCCGCAGUGUCCUCGGACAACACAGCAACCAGCGCAUCCGCCACGGGCACUAAUGGUGCCGGUGUCAAGCCAGCCGCGUCUACCCGGCAGCAGCGUCGUAGGGCGAACACGGGCCGUAGUAAACGCGGGUACAACCCCUUCGACGCGCAGACGCUGAACCCCGUAGAGGCCGAGGAGACUCUGAGGCUGAUGCAGGGCACGCUGGUCCAGUUCCCGUAUGACUGGCUGGUUACGGAGGAGAAUAACGGGAAUUGGUUGUUCCAGGUUGAUCAAGUGGCGCCUUUGCAGAUCUAG